Vespula pensylvanica (western yellowjacket) is the source of this 1629-nucleotide messenger RNA. Its product is annotated as trafficking protein particle complex subunit 13. Lineage: Eukaryota; Metazoa; Arthropoda; Insecta; Hymenoptera; Vespidae. The record is from RefSeq and is a predicted model, not a curated record. Gene Ontology annotation, cellular component: TRAPPIII protein complex. The coding region runs from base 232 to 1446 and encodes 404 amino acids. The transcript has 10 exons.
UUUUAUAAUAUUUCUGUAGAUUUAAGCAUCUUUCAAAUAAAUACGUGUACCAUAGAAAUGCGACUUACUGUACAUUCUUUGUAGGGACCCUAGAUUAAUAAUUCGAUUGUUGUUUAGAACUUUCAGUAAGAAAAUGUGUUAGUUGAUUUUGGUAAAAAGUUGUUUUGAUUCAUAGGAAAUAAAUAUUAGUUUGUCAAACCUUGGCAGUAUUUUUGAUUUUCUUACUAAAAAAUGGAGACUAAACCAAAGAAUGAAUAUUUACUUGCUCUAAAAGUAAUGAGGUUAACACGACCCACUCUUGCCAGUCCUGUAGUUGUUACUUGUGAUUCCAUAGAUUUACCAGGUAAUACACUCAACAAUGAAUUAAAAAAUGAUUGCACAUCAUUGCAAGGAAUGGAAACACUUGCUAUUGGGCAAUUUAUGGUAUUACCGCAAAGUUUUGGAAAUAUAUAUUUAGGAGAAAUAUUUUCAAGUUAUUUAUGUGUACAUAAUGGUAGUAAUCAAAUAGUUAAAAAUGUGACCGUUAAGGCGGAUUUACAAACAAGUACUCAAGUUAUUUCAUUAUCGUCAGGAAAUUCAGAAGUCAAGGAGUUAGCUCCGGAUAAUACAGUGGAUGAAGUUAUUCAUCAUGAAGUUAAAGAGAUAGGAACACAUAUAUUAGUAUGCGAAGUUAGUUAUGUACCUGCUAAUUUAAUGGGUCCUCCACAAUCAUUCAGGAAAUAUUUUAAAUUUCAAGUAGUUAAGCCUUUGGAUGUAAAAACAAAAUUCUAUAAUGCAGAAUCUGAUGAAGUGUAUCUUGAGGCACAAAUACAAAAUCUUACAGUAGGUCCAAUUUGUUUAGAAAAAGUGUCAUUGGAAUCGUCACAUUUAUUUAGUGUAUCAACAUUAAAUAAAAAUGAAAAGGGAGAAUGCAUUUAUGGAAAAAUUAAUUUAUUGGAUUCUGGUUGCAGUAGACAAUAUCUAUAUUGUUUAAAACCUCAGUUAAGCUUACAAAAAGAUCCUAAAAUGAUGCAUAAUGCUACUAAUAUUGGGAAAUUGGAUAUUGUAUGGAAAAGUAAUCUGGGAGAAAGAGGACGACUGCAAACAAGCCAGUUACAAAGAAUGGCACCAGAAUAUGGAGAUUUAAGAGUUAUUAUGAAAGAUAUUCCAUUGAAAGUUUAUCUAGAAGAACAAGUGAAUCUUAAUUGUCACAUAACAAAUACUUCAGAAAGAAGUAUGGAUUUGUUAUUGAGUUUGGAAUCAAGUGAUUCAAUUGCAUGGUGUGGAAUAUCUGAUAAAAUAAUUGGAACAUUAAAGCCUGGAACUUCUAUUGAUGUACCUUUGAGUUUAAUACCAUUAGAUACUGGUAUUACUAUUAUAUCUGGCUUAAAGUUAAUGGAUACUUUUUUGAAAAGGGUAUAUGACUAUGAUGACUUAGCACAAAUUUUUGUCAACCAAUUGAAUUAGUGUGAUCUAGGAAAAUAUUUAUACAAUGUAUAUUUUUUGUAUAUAUUUAAUUUAAAAAUCAUACUAUAAUAAUGUAUUAUUAUUAUUUAAUAUUUAUUCAAAGAUAUGCAUCUAUAGUAGACAUUUUUUUAGUUUCACUGACAGCUCCAACAGCACAUGCCAAUAAUGUUUGAACAUCUUGAG